CUCUUUUAUCCCUUCCUCCUCCGCUUGAGCUUGUCUAACCUUGACGCUUGUCUUUUCGCUUACUGUAAGCUGAAAUGUGCUUGUACUCAGUCGAGUUGAUUGAUAGGAAUCAGCUUUACUAUGAUUGCUCUUCACUACCGUCCUCAGCUAUCGAGAUUCGCCAACUCGCCAAAGCUGUUACACAACAGAUAUUUUCUCUAGUGUUUUACAUCUGUCCGUCAUUAAAUUUGGACGUCUAACAUGCAGUGCCAGCGAGUUCUAUACGUAUGUGGUAGUAUGUCAUAUACUGACGCGGAUCUUCUUGUCUCGUCGAAGGUAUUGACAGAACUCUAACAUCGUACCCCGACAUCACAUCGAGGUUUAACUCGUGAGUUAAACCUUUGGCUUUGUGUACUGUCUGAAACCCAAGAAGGUUUUACAUCCUCGCUGAGAAGACUGCGCGUUACCUCGACAAGAAUGUUUGGUAAGUGUCCUGUGACGCACCAAUUUCGCUCCAGGGGCUUUGAUUCUCUCCAAUCUGUUUUAUCGUCAGUCGGCCCAAUGUAUGAGCUUGGAUUGGUCGUAUGCAAUGGACAUGUUGAUCGCGUGUGGAUCUUCGGUCCUCGUGUAUCUCAUGCCGUGAAGAAAGAAAGUUCUUAGUCGCAUGUUGACCACGGGACGUCCUUCUCAUGAUCAUAUAAGACGAUGAGUAGGUCUACUCUCUUUCAACAGCUGCUCUAACCGCACCCGCACUUUCUCGAGAUUGGGUUUCUUGUUAGGCACCAUUCAUAUGCGCUAUGGCCACAAAGCUAUUCGCUCUCGUCAUUGGUCUCGACAAGUACAAGUCUGGUAAUAUUUGGGAUCUGGAGACCUGUGUCAAUGAUGCCCACAGCAUAAAGCGCUGGCUCACGCACGACCUGCACGUUCCUCGUGAGCAGGUGUGCCUCUUAACAGACAAACAAGCCACGCAGCGUAACAUCGAGGACAAUUUCAUGAGCCACCUCGUCAACAACGCCGCCAUCGAGCAUGGUGAUGCCAUCCUAGUCUACUUUGCUGGCCAUGGGAGCAGUUUGCGUGCACCUCGCGGGUGGUUCGGUCAUAACUCAAAAACUGUCGAGAUCCUUUGCCCAUAUGACCAUGACACGAAGUGUCCUGCUGGCAGAAUCGCAGGCAUCUCUGAUCGGUCGCUUAAUGCGAUGAUGAGGGACCUCGCUGCGGCUAAGGGUGACAAUAUAACCCUAAUACUCGACUGUUCAUUCUCUUCCCCCACGUCACGACUGGCUCUCCGCGAUCGCCGGCAUGCUCGCUGGACGCCCACGUCCAAAGCCACCCCUGAAGAUCUUGAUGCUGGGCUCUGGCGGAGUGCACUGGGCUAUUCCGCCAAAUCGCCGUGUCGCGGUUUCGCUGGUAUUGCUUGCGACACUCAUAUCAUCCUUGCAGCUUGCAGGCAAGGGGAGAGUGCGAACGAGAGUAAGAGCGGCGGGAACCUCACCCUAGCGCUACUUGCUGUCAAGAAUUCAAAGUCGAUCCAUCGCAUGUCGUACAGUGACCUUCUUCGUAACAUCGAAAACCGAGUCGAGGACCAGCAUCCCAUUUGCGUUGGUCUGAGGAAACAACGAGCUCUGUUCAACGGAAUUCCUUUCAUCGCGGAUACUCGCUAUGUACCAAUCGACUUUUACGAUGACGAAAAGCUUCGCGUGGAUGCUGGCGCUAUCCAUGGUGUCACUGAGGGUACCGAGUUCAGUGUACACAAACAUAACUGUCGAGGCUCGCUCAACCCUGUCCUCGCUUCCUUUUCCGCAGUCGAGGUGCAUCCUACCUGGUGUCUAGUGCGCAGUCGAUCCCGUGGAAAGGCAGCCAUCCGAGAUGGAUGGGCGCGCAUUACACGUUGGAACAAUCGCACACCUUUCCGUGUCCACUUCCGAAAGUCUUUCUUUUCAUUCUUUCGCCGACUUCGCCUUCGGCGUUGUCUCCCCUCCAAGACGGAUGCUGUCCAACCACGCCCUGGUGUCAACAUGGUCCGAGUCAAGAAUUCAUCGCAGUCCGAUGUGUCUGUCAAACUUCGUCGGCGUGAGAUCGUACUGGAGCGGCACGAUGGGUUAAUUGCAGCCAAUUGUCGCAGAAUCAUUCACUUGUCCAGCGAGCAGACUAACACUGACCUCAGAGUCCUUGAUGCUGCUGCUCGUUUCCAUCUUCAUCUCCAUCGUCGAAAUCCUCAGAGGCCUCUUUUGGGCAUGGUGACCAUGGAGCUGUACCGUCUGGACCCUUCGUCCUGGUCGCGCAUAAAUGGCAAUCUCCUGGUAGACGGCCGUGCAGAGAUUGUCGAUGAUGAAAAAAAUGCCAUUUAUGCCGUAGUCCUUCAUAACUACUCCGAUACCGACCUCUGGCCAUACCUUGCGUAUAUGGAUUCCAGUGGUUAUGGCAUUAGCAUGGUAUACCAUCCUGACGCCACCAGCUCGAGGCCUCCUCUCCGCAAACAUUCUGACCUCGUCAUCGGUUCUGGAACGACCGACUCCGAAGCCUUAUCUUUCAGUCUCACUGAGGGUGCCGACACUGGCGCGGGAUUUCUGAAGCUUUUCGUAUCAUCUGUCUUCACUCCAAUGACGUCUAUCGAGCAAGGUGCUGUUUCCUCGAGCACCCCUAUGUUCUCACCCACAUCUGGUAGAUCGAUUGAGAAGUCAUCGAGCCAAGAUUUAUGGGAUUCUAUUGUUUCAUGUGUCACAGUCGUGCGCAGGCGGUAAGGUCAGCAGGGGAUCUUUCAAGCCUUAUCUAUGAGCAGCUCUUCGUUCUCUUUCACCUCCCACACAUACCCCGAUAGUCACUUAUACCCGUAUAACAUGUAAUUUAGUCUUUGAAUUAUCGGCUGUGGACAUUUAACGCAAUGUAUGUAGUGUAUAAUUAUUCUUUAUACCAUUGUACCAGAUAUCAGUUAAGAUGUCUGGAAACUC
Molecule: messenger RNA, 2927 nt
Organism: Somion occarium
Lineage: Eukaryota; Fungi; Basidiomycota; Agaricomycetes; Polyporales; Cerrenaceae
Source: the annotation of a GenBank genome assembly